AUGACUACAACACAUAAUCUCAACGUUUCAUGGAAGCUAAUGGAUCUAAAUAUACCCGCCGAAUUUGAAGAUGAUUUUUCCGUUACAUAUCAUGUACCCGAUCUUAAUCUUGAUUCAACCACUCCAAUAGAUGAGACAUCUUCGGUAAGUAAUUUUUUGUUAGAUUUAAACAAUGAGCCAAAUGAGGAAGAUACACCAUUUGAGGAAGGACCACAAUCAAUACGUGAAGAAUCGAGUAUUAUCAGUGUUGAUAAUGAAGUACCACAACCACCAAGGGUCAAAAGAGAGUUGAGCAAUGAUGAUUGUAAGGCAAUAUAUGAAGCACUACUAAAAGAAAGUGUAAGGAGCACAAAAAAUAGUGGCAACACGUUUUUCAGUUUCAAAGCGAACAGUUCGACGUAUUUAGAAGCAAUCCAGUUUCGGCGUUUGAAGGAGAAAAAAAUAAGAAGGCAUUCAAGUGCUAUUAAAUCACUUUUGUCAGAAUGGUGUUACAUGACAAGAAAAUGUGAGCGCUAUUAUUUAUUACCAAAAGAAGAAGAUCUAGUGCGUACUUGUAAGAGCAAAAAUUAUAUUGAAAAAGUCAUUUUUUUAGCUGCUACAGCCCGACCAAGGUUUGAUUCUAGAGGAAAUGAAUUAUUUUCUGGAAAAAUUGGUAUCUAUCCAUUUAUCACACAUCAAGCAGCAAAAAGAGAUAGUGUCAAUAGAGUUGCAGGCACACUAGAGACAAAAUUAAAAACUUCAAUAAACAAAGACGUUAUGAGGUCAUUUUUAAUUGAAAAAGUCAUUCCUGACAUUAAGAAAAUAUGGACGAGAGAGGACUCUUGUUAUCCGAUAUUUAUUCAUCAAGAUAAUGCCAAGCUACACAUCCGUUAUAAAGAUGAAGAAUUUCAGCAAGUCGCACAACAAGAUGGAUUUGAUAUUCGUUUAAUAUAUCAACCUCCUAAUUCUCCUUAUCUGAAUGUGUUGGAUCUUGAAAUUUUUAAUGCUAUUCAAUCAUUACAACAUCGGGAGGCGCCAAAAACUAUGGAUGAGCUUGUUAAUGCCGUUAUUAAGGCAUAUGAAUUGUUUCCAACUGAGAAGAUCAAUCGAAUUUUUCUAAUGCUACAAUCUUGCAUGGUAGAAAUUAUGCGAGUGAAAGGUUCUAAUAAGUACAAUAUUCUGCAUAUAAAAAAGGCAAUGUUAGAGAAAGAAGGUCAACUUCCUAUUCAACUAAAAUGUGAUCCAUAA
Messenger RNA from Capsicum annuum, 1227 nucleotides. RefSeq lists its product as uncharacterized. Gene Ontology annotation, molecular function: nucleic acid binding. Lineage: Eukaryota; Viridiplantae; Streptophyta; Magnoliopsida; Solanales; Solanaceae. The transcript is spliced from 4 exons. The record is from RefSeq and is a predicted model, not a curated record. Bases 1 to 1227 code for a protein of 408 amino acids.